AAAGGUUCAUGAAUAUAGGAAAAAACACACACUCUUCAUGUCCCUUUCCAUUUGGAUCAGAACGGAUCUCAUCUCAUUUCCCUGCUCACGUCACCCACUUAAAAGUCCACCCCCAUCUAAUCAUUAAUCACACGCUCCGCAAGUGCGGUCUCACGUUACAAUCUCUGACCUUGUUGUACCUUAUCAUUCUCUCUCAUUCUCCUUUUUUUUUUUUUCCUUUCCCUGGUCUUCUAUGAAUACCACAGCCAACUCUUUCUUUCUUCCUCUCCCCCUCUCGUUGCUCCUCUGAUUCAUUAACCCAGUUUUUUUUUUCUGUCCUCUUUACCUCUCAGAGGAGCCUCUGAGUCUGCUCAGGUGUUCCUUGUGAAGAGAUCCUUUUGUUUUUUAGGUGUGAAGGGAAAGAGAAAAAAAAAGAUGAAUCAGUGUGGUUAUCAGCAGAAGAAUGCUUUGACAAGCUGUGAGGAGAUGAGGAUGGAAUCAGUGGUGUGCCCUAAACCACGAAGAUUGGGCCUGUUGAACCACUCAACCUUUGAUGACCACAUCAGACCCUUGAGGCCACCCUUUAUCAACUACCAAUCAGAAAUUGAAGAUUCAGGAGUUGGGGCUGAGCUUCUGGACAUCAUUCUCCCCAAGAGAUCUGGAGGGCAAGUGGCUUCAUCACCCCCAUUUUUCUGUGGAUCUCCACCUAGCAGGGCUUCAAACCCUGUGAUCCAAGAUGAGCAAUUUGGUAGUAAUGGUAAUGAGAAUUUUGGUGCAUUUUCCUUGGCACCCCCUUCACCAUCUUCCUCAGCAAGAGGCUGUGUUAGGAUGAAGUUUGGUCACACCCCAGCUGCAGUGAGGAUUGAAGGUUUUAAUUGCCUUAGCAGGGAUAGGCGCAACUGCAGCAUUUCUGCUGUUGCUUAAUUCAAUUUUAAACCAUGAAAAAGAAAAGAAAAGGGGAUUAAAGAAUCACCAAAGUUCUAAGAGCAGAGGAGAUUUUUGGGACUGAGGAGCUAAUCUUAAUUUCAAUCUUAUUGUAUUAUAUGUAUAUACCGUUGUUCACGAGUUAAUUUAAGGUGUCAUGUAUAAUUGAGAGAAGGUGGGAAUUUUCUUUCUUCUUAGUUUUAUCCUUUUUGAAGAAGAAUAAAAAAAAGGGACACACCAAGGAGAAAGAAAAAGGCAAGCAAAAAGUCUUGUUCUUCUCUCUUGUUAGGUUUAUAUGAUGGGGUAUUUUAGAUUGAAACUUUCAUGUGAGUUUCAUCGAGAGUCUGUAACUUUCAUGUAAUUUGGAACUCGGCUCCUCCUUUUGUAAUUGUAAUGGUGGAGGAAAUUGAGGAUUUAUUAUCUUUGGAAUCUUGUAAGAUAUAUUUUUUGUGGGUGCCCUAUUUGCAGGUGUCGCCUAUUUGAUUAUAUGAAUAGAAAUGUUGUUCAUACUA
Messenger RNA from Glycine soja, 1415 nucleotides. RefSeq lists its product as uncharacterized. The coding region runs from base 415 to 903 and encodes 162 amino acids. The record is from RefSeq and is a predicted model, not a curated record. Lineage: Eukaryota; Viridiplantae; Streptophyta; Magnoliopsida; Fabales; Fabaceae. The transcript has 4 exons.